Molecule: messenger RNA, 492 nt
Organism: Striga asiatica
Lineage: Eukaryota; Viridiplantae; Streptophyta; Magnoliopsida; Lamiales; Orobanchaceae
Source: the annotation of a GenBank genome assembly
AUGGAGAUCGUGGAUGCGUUUGAGCCCUACGGCGAUCUGGCGGCGGCGGAGGAGGAGGGAUGCCGGACGCCGGAGCACGGGAUACCGGAGAGGUCGGCGCCGCCUCCGCCGCCUAGGAAGAGGCCGCUCCGCGGCGGCGCCGGUGGGAAGAGGGAGCCCCCGGAGAAUGGAUACUUCUGCCCACCCGACCUGGAGGAGCUCGUCGCCGACCGCCGCUCUCCUCUGACGGUUUUCGGCGACCGUUGGACUACACAUGGAGUUAGUCGUACUGAAAAUCCGCCAGAGAAGACUACCACAUCGCCUUGGCGGUUGACUCCAUCGCCAGCCCUCUCCCUCGACCCCCGUAUCCUUGUCGGAACCGAGACGGGUGAUGAGGUUGUUGAGGACGAGGACGACCAUGGAGACGCUAACUGGAGUCUGUACAUCGCAGAGAUAUUGAAGGAGGUGACUGAGACGGCAGAGUCACUGGGGAGGCGUAGGGCGGAGAUGUAG